Messenger RNA from Epithele typhae, 1677 nucleotides. RefSeq lists its product as uncharacterized. The transcript is spliced from 3 exons. Lineage: Eukaryota; Fungi; Basidiomycota; Agaricomycetes; Polyporales; Epitheliaceae. The record is from RefSeq and is a predicted model, not a curated record. Gene Ontology annotation, molecular function: protein binding. The coding region runs from base 1 to 1677 and encodes 558 amino acids.
AUGGCAAUCCACGCAGUGUCUCCACCCAAUCUCACGCCCACCAUGUCUCUCACCUCCCUCCCUCCCGACGUGUUACACACGAUUGUCAGUUCUCUCCCCCACCGAGACCUUUUGAGCGUGACGACCGUGUGCGGCCACCUGCGCAAGGUCGGCAUCGAAUGCCUGCUCGCACGGCCUAUCACCAUCAACUCCGAACCCCAACUGGCUUCGUUCUGUCGCUUCAUGCUCUCCGAGAAGUGCGCCGAACGGGUGCUUCUUCUUCGCCAGCUCCGCCUGAUCAGGCUCGUCUCCCCUGAGGCAGUACUCGAUGGCCUGGAUCACGCGAUCACGGACUCCAUCUUGGACACCGGCGAACGGCAGGCCCAUCCUUGGCGUCACGACUUCGAUAAUGUCAUGGACAGAGAAUAUUCUCAUCAGAGGUGCGGCACGUCGAUGCUAGUCGAUGUGCUUCAGCGCGCCACGGAGCUGCAAGACCUGGACAUGGACGAGCUCGAGAUCUUGCUCUCCGUUGCCAAGCCCGCGCUCACUCAGGCCAUCUCCUCCCUCCCGAAACUCUGUCGUCUUACGAUAACGGGAUACGGACGUUGGACGCGCCAGCUGUGCAGAUCGCUCGUCUCCCCGCAUCUUCGCGCCAUUGACGUCGACUUCUGGCACGAGAGCGCGGAACCUGCGGACGACGGCACCAUCUCCUACCGUGCGUUGAUGGCGCUACUGUCCAGAUACCCGGAAAUCGAAGAAGUCACCGCCAAAAACGUGACCUUCGCCGCUCCCCAUAAGAAUCUAGAGCCGUCCGUCGCAGCGUCACGCGCGGUGCACACGCUUGUGCUCCAAGGCAUAUCGGGCGCCCUAUCACUCCAUCAGCUCGUCGAGGCCUUCCCCAACGUCCGCAAGCUGAAGCUCUCGGGACUCUCCACGACCCUCCCAGACACCGCGUACUACUCCAGCCAGGCCUUGCGCGCCCUCAACGGAGGAGUCGCACGGUGGCAGACGCUAGAUGAGCUCUCCGGCGACCUUGUGUCCCUUUACGCGCUCAACUUGCAAGGGUGCCGCGUCGGGCGUCUGGUCGUCAAUGGGCCGUUCGCGCUUGGUGACCCGCAGAACCUCGACCGCGCGUUCCUCGCACACCAGUACGCGACCGUCAUCGCCGAUGCGUGGCCCACGAGCCUGCGACUGACGUGGACGCACCAUCGGCGCGUCGUGUUCGGAGACCCGUGGUUGUUUUUCAAGGAUGUCUGCCGAGCGAGCGUCGCGUUCCCCAAGCUGGCACACUUCGGUCACGGCGUGCGGCACCUCGCGCUCGACUUGUGUUUCUCCAUGUCCUGGGAAAGCAUCGAUAUUCCGAGCGUCGAGGGCUUCCCCUGCCUCCAGACACUCGUAUUGCGUGUGCGCACCGCCGUCGGCAUACCCGCCGUCGCCCAAUAUUCAAGCGGGGUCGGAGAUGUCCUUGUACUCAAGAAUUUGAACACAAAGGACACACGCACGGGCUAUGUCGUUCAGCGGGUCUUGCGGAGCCAUCCAACGCUGCAGCACGUUGCACUUGCAUUGCCGUAUAAUGGUUGUAUGAGACAUUGGUGGAAGUCGAUGACCCCCGAGGGGUCGGUGGUAGAGGUUACGGAGGACGUGGGACGUCAAUUGUUGGCCGAGGCCGCGCUCGACGAUUUGUACGCUUUCGCUUGA